ACCGUCUCCCGCUACCUCUGCCUCUCUCGCCAACACACAACACAAACAAAUCCACACUACUACUGUUGUCUCCGUUCUUACAUCUUCUUGUCUGAAUUCAUCACCAUGGACAGCCCGACCCGAUUCUCCGUUAUCAUAGUCGGAGCCGGUAUUUCAGGAAUUACGGCGGCGAAAGUGCUGGCAGAAAAUGGGGUGGAGGACGUGCUGAUAUUAGAGGCGGCGGACAGGAUAGGGGGCCGGAUAAGGAAGGAGCAGUUUGGCGGAGUCACUGUGGAGCUCGGCGCUGGUUGGAUCGCCGGCGUCGGAGGUAAACAGUCCAACCCCGUCUGGGAACUGGCCCGCCAAUCCAAUCUCCGCACCUGCUUCUCUGACUACAGCAACGCUCGUUACAACAUCUACGAUCACAGUGGAAAGAUAUUUCCAAGCGGCAUAGCGGCUCAUUCCUACCAGAAGGCGGUGGAAUCAGCCAUACAAAAGCUGCGCAACCAGGAGUCGUCGUCGUCGAUGUCUAAUCCAGAUGCCGACGCUGAAACGCCGUCAGGUCCAAAGACUCCAAUAGAGCUGGCAAUAGACUUUAUUCUGCAUGACUUUGAAAUGGCAGAGGUGGAGCCAAUAUCAACAUAUGUAGAUUUUGGGGAUAGGGAAUUUCUGGUGGCUGACGAGAGAGGGUACGAGCAUUUGCUGCACAACAUGGCUGCCACUUUUCUUUCUACCUCCGACACCAGGUUGAAACUCAACAAGGUGGUUGGGGAAUUGCAGCACUCGAGAAACGGCGUUUCCGUGAAAACGGAGGAUGGCUGCGUUUACGAAGCCAAUUACGUGAUUUUGUCCGUUAGCAUUGGUGUUCUCCAAAGCCACCUCAUCUCCUUUUCUCCACCUUUGCCCAGAUGGAAAACCGAGGCCAUCUCCAACUGCGACAUUAUGGUCUACACCAAGGUUUUUCUUAAGUUUCCACGUAAAUUCUGGCCAUGUGGUCCUGGAAAAGAGUUUUUCAUCUACGCCCACGAGCGGAGAGGCUACUACACAUUUUGGCAGCACAUGGAGAAUGCUUAUCCCGGAUCCAACAUCCUUGUCGUGACUUUGACAAACGGAGAAUCCAAACGGAUCGAAGCACAGUCGGAUCAAGAAACUAUGAGGGAAGCGAUGGAGGUGCUAAGAAACAUGUUCGGCCCUGAUAUCCCUGAUGCUACGGACAUUCUUGUACCGCGUUGGUGGAACAAUCGAUUCCAACGUGGCAGCUAUAGUAAUUACCCGAUUUAUGUCAAUCAUCAACUCAUAGAUGAUAUAAAGGCGCCAGUAGGACGGAUAUUUUUCACUGGCGAACAUACAAGUGAAAAGUUCAGCGGAUACGUGCACGGAGGUUACCUUUCAGGUAUCGAUACUAGUAAGGCUUUACUCGAAGAAAUGAGGGCCGAUAAGGAGCGCAAGAGUAGCGAAAACCAAUCGUUUCUAAUAGAACCGUUGCUUGCAUUGACGGGGACGCUACCAUUGGCUCAACCGGACACAGUAUCAAAUCUGCACAAGUUCGAUAUCCCCAGACGACAGCUCUUCCUUCAUACAAGUAAGUUGGGAGUUCCAGAGGCUAUCUUAUGACACAACAAACAUUUAUUUGAGACAAAACAUAACAAAUAUCUGACUGAUGAUCUCUGAGACAAGGCAGAAACCUCUGAGAGUUGAGAGUGAGAGUGUAGUUUGACAGGAAGUACUGAUGAUGAUUAGAGGGUAUCAUAAGAUUGAUUCUUCUCAUUGAUUUUUUCUUGAAAUUUCUUCUCAGUGAACAUUUGUUUGACUGAGGUUUCUGCUGCCAAUGUUGUAUAAAAAUCAUCUUCUGAUUAUAACAUAUAAUUUAGUUGGUAUGUAAUGUUAUGACAGGAUGGUGUACCCAAUUCCUAAAUUUUGGAUUUGAGAUAUAGAAUUUUGUGUAUUUUGUUA
Sesamum indicum (sesame) is the source of this 1932-nucleotide messenger RNA. RefSeq names its product polyamine oxidase 1 (gene PAO1). Gene Ontology annotation, molecular function: polyamine oxidase activity. NCBI's taxonomy places the organism in Eukaryota, Viridiplantae, Streptophyta, Magnoliopsida, Lamiales, Pedaliaceae. Gene Ontology annotation, biological process: polyamine catabolic process. The record is from RefSeq and is a predicted model, not a curated record.